UUUAUAAAGAUUACUAUUUUAAAUAAAUUUCAUUUAUUUUUUUAUCAAAAUUAUUUUCGGAUUUAUUUUUCGUCAAAAUUAUUUGUAUAACAUGACUUCAAAAAAUCAUAGAUUCACAAUUAAGUUAAUAUCGGGCCAAAACGUUGUGCUCGUAGAAAGCCUUGGAAUGGAAUCCGAAAUAUUUGUGCCUGUAGUUUUAAAUGGCCGGAUAAGUUUCAGAAAUAUCGUGCCGAAUCGUCGAUGCUGUGGUGUGGAGAAAAAACUAGCGGCUAAACAUAUUAACUCACCAGUGAAAACUAAUAAACCACAAUCCAGACCUUGGCGUUUAUAUAAUGGAGUAACGACAAUAUUGCGUAAUUCUCCAGUACAGACCAGUACUCCUAUACAGGCAUCUGAUCCUGUAAUUGACAAGGAAAAUGUUACUCCUAUUGAUACACCGGCUUCAAAUAAUGAAACGUUGCCUACACCUGAGCAAGCUCGAGAUGCCGUAGCAGAAAGAUUAACUAACGUCUUAAAUAAUGCAACAACUAAAUCGCCAAGAGCAAAACGUAAACUUUAUAGAGAAGCAUUUACAAAUGUCAGAUAUGUCAGAUGCACACCCAAAAGAGUUGAAGAACUGCAAUCUUCUUUUAAUUUACCUCCAACGCCACAACUAUCUGUUUUUGCUAAUAGUAUGGACUCAACAAAUGUAGCUACUAUGAACCAAAUAAACUCGCUAAAAACAAAUACAACUAAUUCACCAUCACCAAAAUGGCGUAAAUGCAUAACACCUUUGAAAACAUACCAGAAAAGGCCGGGUGUCCAAAAAACGACAUCUGGAGCAUCACCCGCAGCGGUACACUUUUCAAAUAAAAAAGUAAUACCAACAUACCGAGCCAACCCUACAGAAGGUCCCAAAACAACUCAGGGGAUUGAAAUACGUAAAAGAAAUUUGAUUGUCGAUAAGAAAACUACUAUAUCACCAAAAUCUUUUAAAAAACAACAAACAACAACUACAGCUGCGACUGCGACUGUGAGAAAACUUCGGGACACAAAACUACCUAGAACGCGAAAGCAAUUAGUUGAUGUGAUGAAAAAUAAUGCAUUUGAUUUACUCACAAACUCCAAUCGCGUAAACGGUGUUGCCGCAAAACUCAAUCAACAAUUCAGAAAGAGUUGCGUCAACAAAGCAUCCUCCACAUAUCCAAAAUAUAAAGUACUAUAUGUUGCACCUUCAGUCAACACAAAGCGGAAAACUGCUUCCACACCGCCCAAAACAACGAACGUGGAUAAAACGAAAAAUCCGAGGAAUCUAAAAUCUACAAAAUGAUUUUUUGAAAUCGGUUGUUAAUUUUAAAUUGCUUGUGUGCUUCUCAAUGCAAUUAUUUCUACUGUAAAAAUAUUAAAGCCUAUAGUUUCCGUUAAUACAUUUCCGGCAAAAUUUAGUUUUUAAUAUAUUUUACAGUUUAUAAUAUUUUGUAUAAAAAGCUUUACUUAUUUACAUUUUUGUAAACUCAAAAUUUGAAACUAAAGGAAAACUUGCUAAAUUAAUUUUGUAUAUAUGUUUGUUUCUUGAACUUCGAUAUAAGAAAUGUAUGUAUGAAUGUAAUAUAAUAUGUGUUCAUGUAUUAAUGUUAAGUAUAAGAUUAAUAUUAUUAAUAUCUACCAGUGAGUGUAAUUUUAUUCAGAUAAGAAUAGUUUUAAAUGUAUAAUAUAAACCAAAAAGACUCACAUCAUUUAU
Messenger RNA from Teleopsis dalmanni, 1720 nucleotides. RefSeq lists its product as uncharacterized. The transcript has a single exon. The record is from RefSeq and is a predicted model, not a curated record. Lineage: Eukaryota; Metazoa; Arthropoda; Insecta; Diptera; Diopsidae. The coding region runs from base 92 to 1309 and encodes 405 amino acids.